UGCAAGCUUCUCCCCUCUUACCAGCUGAGAUGUAUCUGCCACUCUUCCUCUUCCUCUUCGCCUCCUCCUCUUCGUCUCGUUGAUGGUUCGGUAGAUUAUAAAUUCGAGCCGGCCUCUUGAUCUCAAUUUGUCUCUGAGACAGGCAAAAAUCUCACUUUUUUUCUUUUCUUUACCGCUUAUUUUGUUGAAGAGCUGUUUGUUUCCACCAUCUGAAUCUUGAGAAAAUAUCUUCGGCUCGUUCUUGAUUUCACUGUGUUCUGCAAGGGUUCUUGGCUCUUGCAGGUUAAAUCUCAAGUAUUCGAUCCCCACGCACCCUCUGAUUUUCUGUUCAAAUCUUUAGAAAUUUCCCCCGAUUCGUUGGUUGCCCUAGUUCUUGAGAGAUAAUCCGAUGGGGGAUGUGUCGUUGAACCAGCCGUGGAUCAACGACGAGGCGCCUCCGUGCAGUAUUGCCAAGCAGCGUGAUCAAGUUCAAGGCUUGAGGUCAGCUGGAUGGACAAAUGAGAGGCACAACUCAUACAUAAGUUCCAUGGAGGCAUCCUUUGUAGAGCAACUCUAUGGACAUGAGAACCAUGGGCUUGAUGUGAAUAAGAGGCAUUUUGGUAACAAUGGGUUCAAGGUGAUCCAAGAGGGUCUUUGUAAUAACCUCAGGUUUGAGAGGAAGGAUGUUCACCCGCAUGAUGGGGGCAUAAGAUGCCUUCCUGAGAAUCCGUGGAUAAGGCGUUUCAGGCCACGCAAUGUUGGUGUGAAUCGCCAUGGUGAUGGGGUGGAGGCUUCAGUGGAUGACUAUGGUUCAGGUACUGAUACGGUCCGAGAGAAGGUCCGGACACAUGGAAGAGAAGUGAAGACCUGUGCUGAAGAAAACUUUAUUGGUAAAAGCAAAGAGGUCUCAGAUCAAAACUUUUCUGAAGAGGAGUUUGGAGCCAAUGAUGAACCAUGCAAGAAAAAGAGGCCUACUUCUUCCAGUGCUGUACCAAAUGAUCAGCCAACAUAACCGUAUCUCUUCAUUUGUUGUUGUUUCAUCUGGAAUAUCACAUGCAGCGACAAAAACUGGUGAAACCCAAGGUUUUCUGAAGCUUGAAGGAAGUCAGGGAAGACUUGUUCUGCGAUCCUGCUGAACUACUUGUGAUGGGUCCGGUGCUGCUAGUCUUUUGACCUGGCAAAUUGAAAUGUAUCAAGCGGUAGUACUCUACCGGUCUAUCUUGUGGUGUGGAGGAGCGCAUUAUCAGUUUGUAGGUGGUUUGUUUUCUGCCGAGCGUCAGCGCUGUGCGUAGAUACGCUAUCUGCGAUAGAAUCCUAAUGCCUUUUAUUUGGUGAUUUGAGAAUUUGCCAUGUAAAUUGUAUUGUCAGUCAUUGAAAGAUAGUUGUACUGUCACCUGUUACAAAAAGAAAAAUUGUCAGGCGACUGAUUCUUUUUCUUCUGUCAGUCGAUCAACUCAACCA
This is a messenger RNA of Phragmites australis (common reed), 1440 nucleotides long. Its product is annotated as cold-regulated protein 27-like. Bases 389 to 991 code for a protein of 200 amino acids. The transcript is spliced from 4 exons. Lineage: Eukaryota; Viridiplantae; Streptophyta; Magnoliopsida; Poales; Poaceae. Gene Ontology annotation, biological process: regulation of circadian rhythm; response to cold. The record is from RefSeq and is a predicted model, not a curated record.